Molecule: messenger RNA, 1362 nt
Organism: Rhipicephalus microplus (southern cattle tick)
Lineage: Eukaryota; Metazoa; Arthropoda; Arachnida; Ixodida; Ixodidae
Product: beta-catenin-like protein 1
Cellular component (GO): spliceosomal complex
Source: RefSeq, a predicted model, not a curated record
AUAUUUCUAUAGCAGCGGUUGACCUUCUCCAAGAAUUGACAGAUGUCGAUUCUCUCCAUGAAAGCCAAGAGGGGGCAGAUAUGUUAAUUGAUGCAUUGAUUGAUGGUCAGAUUGUGGCUCAAUUGGUGCAGAAUUUGGAGCGGUUAGAUGAAGCAGUUAAGGAGGAAGCAGAAGGUGUCCACAAUACCCUUGCUAUUGUAGAAAACUUGGCUGAGUUCCGGCCAGAAUUGAGCAUUGAAGCAGCACAGCAAGGACUUCUUGCCUGGAUAUUAAAACGGCUCAAAGCCAAGAUGCCUUUUGAUGCCAAUAAACUCUACUGCAGUGAAAUUCUCUCUAUCUUGCUUCAGAAUCAUGAAGAGAACAAGAAGCUUCUUGGGGAAAUUGAUGGCAUUGACACAUUACUGCAACAGUUGUCUUACUUCAAGAGGCAUGACCCAAGCUCAUCAGAUGAGAUGGAGAUGAUGGAAAAUUUAUUUGGUGCCCUCUGUUCAAGUCUUAUGUGUUCACCUAACAGGGAGCACUUUCUCAAGGGUGAAGGCUUGCAGCUGAUGAACUUAAUGCUCAGAGAAAAGAAGAUGUCACGUAGUGGUGCACUAAAGGUUUUAGACUUUGCCACAUGUAAUGUGGAAGGCACUGACAACUGCAACAAGUUUGUUGAUAUUUUGGGCCUUCGGACAAUAUUCCCACUAUUUAUGCAGACCCCUAGAAAGUAUAAGAAAAAGGGAGCAUCUCCUGAAGAACAUGAAGAGCAUGUGUGUUCUGUGAUUUCAUCUAUGCUAAAAAACUGUAAGGCCACUCAGCGGCAGCGUCUUUUGAACAAGUUUACAGAAAAUGACCAUGAGAAGGUGGACAGGCUCAUGGAGCUGCACUUCAAAUAUUUGGAAAAAGUACAUGCGAUUGACAGUAUAAUUGAACGUGAAAAGGAAAAUCCCAAGUUGAAUGAAGAGGAGGAUCAGUCAGACCUAGAAGAGAAGUUCUACCUCCGUAGACUAGAUGCUGGCCUCUUCACCCUACAGCUGGUAGAUUACAUCAUGCUGGACAUCUGCAGCUCAGGACCACCGUCUAUUAAGCAGAGAGUACUGCAAAUAUUGAACCUGAGGGGAGGGUCUAUCAAAACGAUUAGAAAUGUCAUGAGAGAAUAUGCAGGCAACCUUGGUGAUGCUAAGGAUGAAUCCUUGAAAGAAGCAGAACAGCAGAGAAUACUGCAGUUAGUGGACCGGUUCUGAAGUCUUGCAUCUACAUCGUCAUGGAGCUUGUAAAUAAACAUCAAAUGGCAAACGCACAAAAAAAUUGCAUCGCUUUUGUAUUUGCCUGCCGUACAAUUCAAUACCAGAUUAAAGAUUUUCAGUGAAGAGAAAACAA